CUAGUACUGAUCAUCAUCAUCAACAUCAUGGGUGUUCCUCAAUCUCCAACUCCUCCUCACCUUUAUCCACAAGCACUUCAACUAAAGCUUUAUCAGGCCUUCAUAUUCUCAAUUCCUAUCCUCUUCUCCAUCAUUCUCUUUCUCUUGUUUUACUUGUUUUAUCUUAAAAGAAGGGCUUCCAACAGUACUAGUAUUUCUUUCCCUCCACUCCCACGUCCAAGAAGAUCUCAUCAAACUACUACAUAUGUUUCCUCGCCUUGUCAGUUUGAUUUGAAGGUGGAGCUCAAAGAUGAGCUUCCGAUAGUUUUAUUUGAUGAGGAAUUGAGGAAAAGGGAUUCUCAAUGCUGUGUUUGCUUGGGAGAGUUUGUGGUGAAAGAGGAGUUGCUCCAAGUCCCAUCAUGCAAACACAUUUUCCACAUAGACUGCAUACAUCUUUGGCUGCACACAAACACAACUUGCCCACUUUGUAGAUGCUCAGUCCUUCCCGCUGCACCCAAACUCGACGUUCACCCUUAUCCGAUGCCCCCGCCGCCUAGCAUCAUCUCCGAGCCACCCGCACCGUCAGGUAGUGGUACCAGGUUAUCUCAGUUGUCCAAUCAUUCCGACAUUGAGAGUACGAUGCCGAUUUCCGAGCCAGGAUCAGUUGUUAUCUAUGUCCAAACACAUGCACAUGAGGCAAAUUGACAUGUUUUUUGUGUUUUUUUUUUGGAAUAAUUGAGAAGGCAUUAAUUUCUUUGCUGCAUGAAUGCCUGUACGAAAUGAGUAUUAGACAACAUCUUUUCUUGCUACAAUUUUC
Morus notabilis is the source of this 796-nucleotide messenger RNA. Its product is annotated as probable E3 ubiquitin-protein ligase RHA4A. Gene Ontology annotation, biological process: protein ubiquitination. The record is from RefSeq and is a predicted model, not a curated record. Gene Ontology annotation, molecular function: transferase activity. NCBI's taxonomy places the organism in Eukaryota, Viridiplantae, Streptophyta, Magnoliopsida, Rosales, Moraceae. The transcript is spliced from 3 exons. The coding region runs from base 28 to 684 and encodes 218 amino acids.